UUUUGUCCUUCACUCACUGAGGAAUUUUCAUGGCUGAAGAAACAAAACAUAACUCAUAAAAUAUCAAUCUAAUGGCAGCGAUAUAACACAUUAAAUACAGCGAAACGUGUCUUCCUAAAGUUUACACUCAUGGCGAAUGUCAAACAGAAGCUUUUAUUCAGAAAUAAAGACGUUUCGACCGUUAACAGUUCUGACGGGACAUUCAGGAGUUUGGAAAAAGCUGGAAGACCAAACCGCCAGAAGGAAAAGGUACAUGGACUGAAAGACAGAACCCAGGACCUCAGGAAAUCUCUCAAUGAUUCACUGGAAGGGGACAUCAGAGACUUCCUUAUCAAUGAAGCUGAACUUCACACGUACGAUGACCUCACUAAAGUCAACCCGGUUACGCCUUCUACAGUGCUGAAAUGUCUGCAGGCCAGGUACAGUGCAAAGGUUUUCUACACACAUGCUGGCUGCACGCUGGUUGCCCUCAACCCCUUCCAGCCCAUUCCUCACCUGUACUCUCUGGAUGUGAUGAGGGAAUAUCACUCCGCUCCUCAACCUCAGGAGUUUAAGCCACACAUCUUCAUCGUAGCAGAAGAGGCUUAUAGGAACGUGCAGGGCCAGGUGGAGCCCAUGAACCAAUCGCUGGUCGUCUCUGGAGAAAGCGGAGCUGGGAAGACAUGGACGUCACGCUGUCUGAUGAAGUAUUAUGCCACUGUAGCCACCUCUUCUCAGAAGUGCCAGGACACUGUAGAGAAGAUAGAAAGACGAGUACUGGACUCCAACCCAGUCAUGGAGGCGUUUGGGAAUGCCUGCACUUUACGCAAUAGCAACAGCAGUCGCUUUGGAAAAUACAUUCAGCUUCAGCUCAACGGCUCUCAGCUGCUGGUUGGGGCAUCAGUGCAGACGUAUCUUUUGGAGAAGACCAGAGUGGCUUUCCAAGCACCAAAUGAGAGAAAUUUUCACAUAUUCUACCAGAUGAUGAAAGGAGCCACAGAGAAACAGAGACUGGAAUGGAUGCUGCCUUUGGAGCAAGACUUUGCUUGGUUGCCACAUGCUGAGAAAACCUUAGAAGAAGACUGUUUGCAAGAGACAGUGGAAGCCAUGAUCAACCUUGGCAUUGAUGAGGGGAAACGGACACAGAUUUUUAGGAUCCUUGCAGGUCUUCUGCAGCUGGGGAAUGUGGACUUCAGUCCUGCAUCAGAAGAGGCUCAGUCAUGUGAUCUUGAUGGACACUCAAAAGGUUUCCUGCAGAAAACCGCUUACCUGCUGCAGGUGCCGUUAGACGAGCUGCAGUCGUGUCUGACCGUGAGAACUCUGCGCGCUGGCAAACAGAGCGUCCUCAAACCUUGCACUCAGUCGGAGUGCGGCGUCCGCAGAGACUGUCUGGCUAAAGUCAUUUAUGCACAGCUGUUUGACUGGUUAGUCACUUUCAUAAACAACAGUAUGUGUGCAGACAAUCCCACGUGGUGCAACUUCAUUGGCCUGCUGGAUGUGUACGGUUUUGAAUGCUUCCUCCUGAACAAUCUGGAGCAGUUGUGCAUUAAUUAUGCUAACGAGAAGCUGCAGCAGCACUUUGUGGCUCAUUACCUGAAGGCCCAGCAGGAGGAGUAUGUGACUGAGGGGCUGCAGUGGUCCUUCAUACGGUACCAAGACAACCAGGGCUGCCUGGACCUGAUUGAAGGCAGUCCUUCCAGCAUUUUCUCCCUGCUCAAUGAGGAGUGUCGUCUGAACAGAGCAUCGGAUGCGAAGCAGUUUCGUGUGCGUCUGCAGAAGGAGCUCUCAGAUAACGCCAGCAUCAGCUGGGACAAACUCAGCAAAGAGCCCCAUUUUACUGUGGCCCACUAUGCAGACAAAGUCAGUUACCAGAUUGAGGGCAUGAUGGAGAAGAACAAGGACCCGGUUCCCCCUGAGAUCAUCAGUCUCCUGCAGAAGUCCCAGGAUUCAUUGCUGCACAGUCUCUUUGCUGACGGUGACCGUGAGAGCGAGGGGUCUAGAGGACACAGUAAAGUGGUCACUGUUGUCUCCAAAUUUAAGAACUCUCUUGAAAGCCUGAUGAAGAUUUUGCACAGCACCACGCCGCACUACACGCGCUGCAUCAAACCCAACCCCGACUGCAGACCGCUCACCUUCAAAAAGGAAGAGGUUAUCGCUCAGCUUGAGGCCUGUGGGAUAGUAGAAACCAUAAACAUCAGUGCAGCAGGAUUUCCCAUCAGGAUCCCAUAUGGCAGUUUCCUCCAAAGAUACGGGCUGAUUGCAAACGCCAGACUAACUGCACAAAUGAACCGAGCGAACAGCCCUGAGAUGAGUGAUCAGGCUGUUCUGGGAUCUGCUGUAGAGGAUGUGCUCAAUGUGGUCUUCAAGAGACGCGCCCCAAACAACAACAACAACAUGGUGCACUGUGGCAGGACCAAAGUCUUUCUCACACACUCCCUGCUGGAGAUGCUUGAGGAGCACAGGAACAGGGUGCGCUCACAGAAGGCGUUCUGUAUCCAAUGCUGCUGGCGCAGGUACCAGACCCGUCAGCGUAACCGGAGGACACAGGCUGCCACCCGCUUACAAGCAGGUGUGAGAUCCUGGCUGGUCAGAAGAGAGAUUAAGAAAUGGCACAAAGCUGCAUCAGUCAUCCAAACCAAAUGGAGGCGCUGGAGGGCGUGGAUGGAUGCGUUAGCUGAGGCAGAGCUGGAUGAUGCUGAGGAUUUCAUGGAGAAUGAAGCAUCGUCCGUGUUGCCGAAGCUGCUGAAGGAGAGAGGCUCUGUGCAGCUCUUCAGCAUCCAGGAGCCUGUGAUGGUCAGAAGUUGGCCCAUCGGUCUGGCCAUGGCCUCUGCUCCCAGCAUCACCGUCUCUCUGACAGCCACGGGUUUCCAGCGGAUCAUGUCUAUGAUGGCCUGUCUGAAGAUCCCAUUCAGACACGGAGAAUACAAAGUAAAGACCAACCAGUUUGACCAGGGUGUGGCGUCUAUCAGAGCUCAGCCACGGGGCUCCAUUAAGAUGCAUCUUCAGAGGUCUCCGCUGCUCUACGCUGACAUGCACCCAGUGCACAAGACAGACGUGGUGACCGGACUCAACCAGAUCCUGCUGGAGAGAACCUGAGAUUUCAUGCUGUUAAAAGCUUUCAUGCAAUCAGUGCACCUUUCAAAUACACUACAUUAAGUGAUAUUAAACAUUUAGCCUUAUUGCCUUAUUGUUAGCGCAAUUCAGUGUUUAGUUGUAUUUACUCUCUCAGGUUUCAGCAUAAAGCACAAGUGCCUUUUAAUUCUGCUGCGUUCAAUCAGUAUACACUGUAAAGCGUUUUAUAACUAUUACUUUAUACUAGCAUGAUCUGUCAUAAUUUAAAUAAUGUUUCUUGCACAGCUUGAAAGUGAUAAUUGUAGAUAAGAUUUAAGUUUUUAUUCAUAUCGUGCUGCUAAUAUAUAGCAAAAUCAGGUAUUUUUAAAACAUCACAUUUGAUUUCUGUUAAUAUCAGUUACAAACUGAUAACAGGCUUUAAAACAUUGUGAUGUUAUUAAUGAUACUAUUAAGUUAUUAUAAUGAUAACCGAGGGAGAUACUGGAUAAUAUAGUAUUCAUAAUAUUACAAGUUUUGUACACUUUUCUUGGCAUCUUUUUUUAACUUUAUUCAUUGCACAAACACUACUGGGGAAAGCCAUUGUUUCAGCAUUGCUGUUGAUGCUCUUACCAAAGCAAACUGAAUUAAUAUACUUUUUGCAUUUG
This is a messenger RNA of Sinocyclocheilus rhinocerous, 3695 nucleotides long. Its product is annotated as unconventional myosin-XIX-like. Gene Ontology annotation, molecular function: actin filament binding; ATP binding; microfilament motor activity. Lineage: Eukaryota; Metazoa; Chordata; Actinopteri; Cypriniformes; Cyprinidae. Gene Ontology annotation, cellular component: myosin complex; membrane; actin cytoskeleton. Bases 130 to 3075 code for a protein of 981 amino acids. Gene Ontology annotation, biological process: actin filament organization. The record is from RefSeq and is a predicted model, not a curated record. The transcript has 23 exons.